AUGAGUGACAAGAUUCCCUCGUGGAAUGUCGUCCACAAGCUAGAGAAGCGCCGGCUUCUCAUUGGCAUCAACUCUGUGGCUGCUCUGUCCAUUCUGUUCUUUGGAUACGACCAAGGAAUGAUGUCCGGUGUUAAUAACUCCAAGAACUACAUUGACCUUAUGAAGUUCGGUCACACCGAAGUGAUAGAUGGCGAGGUAACACCAGUGGUCACGAAUUCUCUGCUGCAAGGUGGGAUUGUUUCGGUAUACUAUUUGGGAACGCUUUUCGGCGCCUUGUUCGGUGGUUGGCUUGGAGACCGCAUGGGCAGAAUCAAGAGCAUUGCGGCUGGCUCUGUUUGGGCUAUUGUGGGUGCAGCGCUGCAGUGUUCAGCCAUGAACCAUAAUUGGAUGAUUUGCGCCCGUUUUGUCAAUGGUAUUGGAACCGGUAUCUUGAAUGCUAUCGUCCCCGUUUGGGCUACCGAAACGGCCGAGCACACUUCGCGUGGGCAGUUCAUUGCUAUUGAAUUUACCCUCAACAUCUUUGGUGUUGUGUUGGCCUAUUGGUUGGAAUUCGGCUUGGCUUUUGUCGAUAAUGGAGAAUCCGCCCUGCGCUGGAGAUUCCCUAUCGCAUUUCAAAUCAUCUUCCUGAUCGUUCUACUUGCGGUUGUCUGGUUCUUCCCGGAGUCGCCUCGAUGGCUUGUCAAGGUUGGCCGAGAGGACGAAGCCCGCUACAUCCUCCAGCGUCUGCGUGGAUCUAGCGGAGAUGACCUGAUUCGAGCAGAAGCUGAGUUCCAGGACAUCCUGAGCAUUGCAGAGCUAGAGCGCACAGUGAAUCAUGGGGACUCGUAUUGGUCUAUGUUAGUUGGCUACAAAUCUGGUGAUCUCCACAUCGGCCGCCGUGUACAGCUGGUCAUUUGGUUACAGAUCAUGCAAGAAUGGGUUGGUAUUGCAGGUGUUACCGUCUAUGCUCCAACGAUCUUCGGUAUUGCCGGAUUUGACUCGAUGAAGAGUCAGUGGAUCAGUGGAUUGAACAAUAUCUUCUAUAUGUUUGCCACGCUAGUCUGUGUCUUUACUCUCGACCGUAUUGGUCGUCGGUGGACCUUGUAUUGGGGUGCGGUUGUGCAGGGCAUUGCUAUGUUCCUUGCCGGUGGAUUUUCCCGACUCGCUAUCGACGCCAAGGCAGCUGGGGAGAUGGGCAAGGCAUCUUCGUAUGGUGCCGCUGCAGCUUCGAUGAUUUUCAUCUUUACCUCCGCAUUCGGAGCUACAUGGCUUACAGUUCCAUGGAUUUACCCGGCUGAAAUCUUCCCGCUGGCCGUCCGUGCGCGCGGCAACGCAUUUGGUGUCGUCGGAUGGAGUAUUGGAAACGGAUGGCUGACUUUACUAUGUCCGGUCAUGUUCAGCGCUAUCGGCGAGAAGACUCUUUAUGUUUUCGCGGCCAGUAAUGUGAUCGCACUCCCCAUGGUGUGGGCUUUCUAUCCAGAGAGUAACCAGCGCACGUUGGAAGAUAUGGAUCUUCUGUUUGCCGCAGAUACACCAUGGACCUGGGAUGCGGAGAAGACCUUUGCCCGCCUCAAGGCAGAGAACCCGGGUAUGGUCCAGACCCUUGACCGCAAGGGCAGUGUGGUGGACCCCGAGACUGGAAAGUCUGUUUCUAUUGGUGCUGCUGCGGCCGCUGCGGUCUCCAAGGCUGGUGAUAAUGUCACAGGGGCAGAGCAUGUGGAUCACGCUUAG
Molecule: messenger RNA, 1710 nt
Organism: Penicillium paradoxum
Lineage: Eukaryota; Fungi; Ascomycota; Eurotiomycetes; Eurotiales; Aspergillaceae
Exons: 6
Coding region: 1-1710 (569 amino acids)
Biological process (GO): transmembrane transport; carbohydrate transport
Cellular component (GO): membrane
Molecular function (GO): carbohydrate:proton symporter activity
Source: RefSeq, a predicted model, not a curated record